This is a messenger RNA of Eleginops maclovinus (Patagonian blennie), 6841 nucleotides long. It is a transcript of the gene megf6, whose product is annotated as multiple EGF like domains 6. Bases 184 to 4788 code for a protein of 1534 amino acids. Lineage: Eukaryota; Metazoa; Chordata; Actinopteri; Perciformes; Eleginopidae. The record is from RefSeq and is a predicted model, not a curated record. The transcript has 36 exons. Gene Ontology annotation, molecular function: protein binding; scavenger receptor activity; calcium ion binding.
GCUUAACCAGUGAACGGGAAAUCACGUCUGGAUCUCUGGGAAAUAUCGAUACAAGACGAACACCAACUUUUAAUUCAUGACUUAAGGCGGACUUCUUUUGAUGUCAGGAUGCUCUUCAUUUGAUGGACACAGAGGCGGCAGCAAUUUCACUACUUCUCUCCGUGUCUGUAACUGGCUGACACGAUGUUUCCAGAUAUUUUGUUUGUGAUAUUAUUUUGCACUAGGCACAUCAUUGCAUCAUCUUCGGAGCUACAGCCUGGCAUGCCAAAUGUGUGUGCUGACCAGGAGAUGUCCAUGUUGGGGGCCCGCCAGCCUUGUGUCCAGGCUUUUACCCGCAUGGUCAAAGUGUGGAAGCAGGGCUGCAACAGCCACAGAUGGUGCAUGGGCUAUGAGAGAAGGACAGCAUACUACACAGUGUACAGGCAGGUGUACAACAUGGACAUGCACACUGUCUAUAAGUGCUGCCCUGGAUGGAGACAGGAGGGUGAAGAGAUGGGCUGUCUGCAUAGGGUGUGUAGCACCAAUACAUGUUUCAAUGGAGGCCAGUGUGCAGAGACCGGAGACAAGAUAUGUCAGUGUCCCCUGGGCUUCAAAGGGACGCGAUGCCAGUAUGAUGUUAAUGAAUGUGAGAGGGAUGAAGGCGGCUGUGAGGGAUACUGCUGCAACACCAUCGGCAGUUACUACUGCAAGUGUCCUGAAGGCAGCCGUCUGGGGCCGGACGGCAAAGCGUGUCAAGUGAGGGACCCCUGUGCGGACAGGAAUGGAGGCUGCGCCCAGCUGUGUCUUUCAGAAGACACUCGGGUUCACUGCAGCUGCCGACCCGGUUUUACUCUGGCUGCAGACGGGAAGAACUGUGAAGACAUUGAUGAGUGCAGUACGGACCGUGCCAAGUGUACCCACAGAUGUGUCAACAUGUUGGGCUCCUUCAGCUGUGUGUGUAAUCCGGGCUUUGAACUGGGUGCUGAUGGCAAACAGUGCUACCGCAUUGAGAUGGAGAUUGUGAACAGCUGUGAGAAGAACAACGGAGGCUGCUCUCAUCACUGCGAGCACACCACCAACGGACCGCUGUGUUCCUGCACCCAGGGUUCCCAGCUGGCCCUGGACAGGAAGACCUGUGUGGAUAGUGAUGAGUGUCUCAGUGGGGAGUCCUGCUGCCGUCAGUCCUGCAGAAACUACCCGGGUGGCUACGAGUGCAGCUGCAGGGCCGGCCACAGACUCAAUCCAGACGGCUGUGGCUGCGACGACAUCGACGAGUGCCUGGCAGAGACUUCGGGCUGUGAACACGACUGUGUCAACACCCUGGGAACUUACGAGUGUUUUUGUGAGCUGGGCUUCCGCUUGGAUCAGGACCAACACUCCUGCAUUUCUCUGUAUGGAGAACUGGAAGAAGAAGAGGAUGAGGAGGAGGAAGAGGAUGAGCAGCUGGAGGUGCAUAGAUUACCAGACCUGCUGUAUCGCAAGGCUCCUCAGCUCCUGCAGUACACAGCAGCUUUACACACACGUUACGUUAGUGAUGGUGAUAAUAGUGACGAUGAAAAAGAAGUAGAGAUCCAGAGGGAGCGCCGAGGAGAGCUCAGACUGUCCAGCAGCAUAGUGUGUCUGGAUGGCUCGUUCGGGGAUGACUGCAGUGUGAGCUGUGAAGACUGUGAUCACGGGGUGUGUAGUGAAAAUAGAGACCGGUGUGAAUGUGCAGCGGGAUGGACAGGGAUCGUCUGUAACAAGACGUGCUCGCAGGGGACCUAUGGGCCGGCCUGUAACAGUCUGUGUCGGUGUCAGAACGGAGGCUCGUGUGACCCCGUGACCGGGAAGUGCGUGUGCCCCCCCGGGGUGCAGGGCCUGCUCUGCGAGGAUGGUUGUCCGACGGGUUAUUUCGGGAGGUUCUGCCAAAGAAAGUGCAACUGUCCCAACAACGGACACUGCCACCGUCUGUACGGAGGAUGUCUCUGCUCUCCAGGACUGUACGGCCGCUUCUGCCACCUGCCUUGUCCCAGGUGGACGCACGGUCCCGGCUGUUCCCGGGAAUGUGACUGUGUUCAAGAACAUUCCUCUGGCUGCGACCCCAAAACAGGAGGCUGUUUCUGCAAAACCGCCUACCACGGACCACAGUGUGAGAAAGAAUGUGAGCCGGGCUUCUUUGGUGCCGGCUGUGAGCAGCCAUGUGACUGUCCAGGUGGAGGGUCAUGUGACCCCCGGACCGGAGAGUGCAGUCAGAGAUGUCCGGCAGGUCUUCACGGGGAUAAAUGUCAGCUGGCCUGCCCAUCACUGAAGUAUGGUGAGAACUGUCGUCUGACUUGUGGCUGUGGAGGAGGUCCGUGUGAUCCUGUAACCGGACAAUGUGUCUGUCCUGCAGGGAAGACUGGGAAAUCCUGUCUAGAAGCCUGCCCUGAAGGAUUCUGGGGGAUGAAGUGCCAAUCAGCUUGUCCUCACUGUGAGAAUGGAGGAUCCUGCAACAAGCAGAGCGGUGUGUGUGAGUGCAGACCGGGCUUCAUGGGGAGCCUCUGCCAAAAUGAGUGUCCCCCAGGUUUCCAUGGUCCAGGCUGUGCAGGUAGCUGCUCCUGCCCCAAUGAGGCUGCCUGUGACCCCCAGACCGGACACUGCGCCUGCCCUCCUGGCAAAAGAGGCCCUGACUGUGCAGCAGCGUGUGAAUCUGGUUACUGGGGCCAAGGGUGCGUGAAUACCUGCGAGUGCAAAGAGAUCUCAGCGAGCUGCGACCCGGUCAGCGGACGGUGUGUGUGUGAGGCGGGCUUCACCGGAGACCACUGUGAGAGGAUGUGUGUGAGUGGAAGUUAUGGGCGGGGGUGUGCGCUGCAGUGCCGCUGUGAGAACGGAGCGCUGUGCGACCAUGUGAGCGGAGCCUGCACCUGCUCACCUGGAUACGCCGGCACCUACUGUGAAAAAAUGUGCCCGGACGGCUUUUACGGUCUUGACUGUGGCCAGAUGUGCAAGUGCAGGAACGGUGCCCGCUGCCACCACAUCACAGGAGGCUGCCUCUGCACCGCCGGCUGGGCAGGACCACACUGCAUUCUGGAGUGUCCAGAGGGUACUUUUGGGGAGCGGUGCAGUCAGAGCUGUGAGUGUGAGCACGGGGCCAGGUGUGAUCACGUCAGCGGGGGCUGCAUCUGUGCGGUCGGCUGGACCGGAGUCCGCUGCCAACUGCCCUGUCCUGCAGGAUACUACGGUGAUCAAUGCUCUGGUCAGUGUCUGUGUGGAAACGGAGGCUCCUGUGAUAGCGUCAGUGGUCAGUGCUCCUGCCCCUCCGGCUGGAGAGGAGCUACCUGUGAGUCAGAGUGUGAGGAGGGGCGGUACGGAGAGGACUGCAGUCAGACCUGCAGCUGUGCGAGUGGAGGGAGGUGUGACAGAGAGACGGGCAGAUGUGUGUGUCUGCCUGGAUGGACAGGAGACCUCUGUCAGUCAGCCUGUUCUGAGGGAUUCUUUGGAGAGCGCUGUGAGCAGAGGUGCGACUGUGUCGAUAGUUCCAGUUGCCAUCAUGUGAUGGGCCGCUGUGAUUGCAAGCCAGGCUGGAGGGGAGCCAGGUGUGACAAACACUGCCUUCCGGGGUCCUACGGUGCUUCCUGUGCCCAGCAGUGUCAAUGCCAGGCCGGGGUGUCCUGUCACCAUGAGACGGGGAGCUGCGGGUGUCCAGCCGGACUCACGGGGCCCGGCUGUGAGAAACCCUGUCCUGCUGGCAUGUUCGGGAUGAACUGCAGCCAGAUGUGCCGGUGUUCAGGAGACCAGGAGCAGUGCCAUCCUGUGACGGGGAAGUGCAGCUGCCUACCCGGAUACUACGGGGCACGCUGCGAAAUACGGUGUCGAGCAGGUACUUUUGGGCCUAACUGUAAGUCCAGAUGCAGCUGCACCAAUGGUGGUCGCUGUGACUUCAGGACUGGGACUUGCUACUGCCCUGCUGGCUUCAUUGGGGCUGACUGCAGCUUACGCUGUCCGAGUGGGUAUUAUGGGAAGGACUGUGCUAAGCUGUGCUCCUGUGGGGAAGGAGGGGAGUGCCACCCAGCUACUGGAAGGUGUAGCUGUGCCCCUGGUAGGAUGGGACAGUCCUGCCAACAAGCAUGUCCCAGGGGGCGCUAUGGCCUGCAGUGCAGGAACACAUGCGGCUGUCAGAACGGGGGUCUGUGUGAUCCCAUCGACGGGUCUUGUAAAUGUGGACUUGGCUGGACCGGAGGGCGCUGUGACUCUGCCUGUCCACAGGGAAAAUAUGGGUUUGAUUGUGCACAAGACUGUCCAUGCCUCAACAACGGGACCUGCGACCGCUUCACCGGCACCUGCGGCUGUACUGCUGGAUACUACGGCCACUCCUGUCAACACAGUUGUCCAUCUGGGUUCUUUGGCGUGAAAUGUGCGCGAACAUGUGACUGUAAAGCCGGGCGGACAUGUGAUCAUGUGACAGGCAAAUGUGUGUGUCCACCAGGAUACCAUGGCUCACAAUGUGAAAGGAGGUGUGAGUCUGGCAGGUUUGGAUUGAGCUGUGGAGAGUCAUGUGACUGUGCUGCUGAGGCCCCAUGUGACCCAUCGACAGGGCGGUGCAUCUGUCCCCCAGGAAAGACGGGACAGAGAUGUGAAAAGGAUUGUGGUGGAGACAGGUUCGGCCCUGACUGCUCUCUGCCCUGUCAGUGUUCCCAAAGGGCCCGCUGUGAGGGGCUGAGUGGGCGGUGCCUGUGCCCGCUCACCUGGCUGGGCCCCACCUGUACUGAAGCGCUGCUACAACAAACCCCGGCACCCUUGAACUUUUCAGUGUCCCAGAGAAAGAGAAGAGCGGGCAGCAAAACCACAUAACCAAAGCAGAGGUGCAGACUCCUGAGUGGACGUUCAGAAGCAGGGCUCGGCUCUGUGAGGCAUUGCUCAGAUCAUCUUGGUAAAGGUGAUGUUAGUUAUGGUUUUGUGAAACUGGUACUCAGCUGUCAGAGACUGGCACUCCAUCACUGAGCCUGGAGCUUGGACCUGGCAUGUGAGGGGGCCCUCAGAGGACCCUCUACCUACCCCAGACUGUCUACGAUUCAAACACAGACUUCAUAGCAAUAACCCACAAAUACCUUCAUCACAUUUGUGAGUAUUGCUGAUGGAAAGCGGUUCAUUUGCUUCCCCAGUUUUACAUUUAAUCACCUGUUAAGGUUUCUUUCUUACGGGCAUUUUGUACAAUACAUGUAACUGAGACAUUCUUGUCACUGGAGAACUUUUACAACCUACAUUUGUUAUUUUUUUAUGUGGCCACAAAAAGGUGGAUGGUCAGCAGAACAGAAGUAUAUUUCUGGAGAAAAUUGAAAUGCCUCUAAAACAGAUUUAGAAAAGUAUGUGUGAGAUAUAUACACAUACAGGGAGUAAAGUUGAGCUGAAAUGUUCCAAUAACGGAGCCAUAAAUAAUGAAGCAGGGGGUGUUGCAUAUUGAAAAUGACUCCCAGACAAAUUCUAGGAUAUAAAAAUGUACUUGUCUUUAAAUUAUAAUUCAUUUCUGAUUUGUUUUCUUCACUCAAAGUUCAAAUACCUUGUUAAAUGACCUCCCUUUUCUCCAGAAACCCAGAAUCUAUUCAUAUAAAAACAUGCAAAGGAAAGUGUUUGCACCCUCAUCAAGUGUAAUAUAACUUAUUCUAUGUCUUAAUUUCACACAUUUCUUUGUAAAACUGCAUCUUUUCCCCAAAAAGUAUAACCCUGUUGUUGUUGAAGUAAUGUGGUAUAAGAGUAAGUCGAUUUGACCAGUGUGGAGACUAAAGUUAUUUGAAGGCAAAAAAAAGGAGAAUCAUAAACCACUUCAUCAGGUUUAUAACUCAGGUCUCUCUGCCUUCAGUUAAAGACAAAUAAACCUUCCAGCACACAAAACAUUUCCUCCAUUUGUUUCUGGAGAGUGGAAAACAAACCAGUUGGCUGUCGGCUGAACCCUUUUACUUCCUGUCACCUGCUUCUUGUGGCCAAUCAGAGAGGAGCUCUGGAAUCAGGGCUGCUUUAACCCAGGUGGAAUCAAUCUCCCCUCGUUAGGACCUCAACGUUGGUCAAUUGUACCUCAACAAAGGAUAUUUAUCAUAUGGGUCCUCUCAAGAGAAAUAACCACAACUCAAAUAUGUUAUUGUUUGUUGAUAAAGAGGCAAAAAUGAACUUAUGUUGAACAUUAAAUCACUAAAUACUUAAGGGGACGUGCACACAGUUAGAGGCAGGUCAUUUAAUUCCACCCAAAAAAUCAAAGCAUUACACGGUAAUUUUUAUAAGAACUUGGAAAAGAAGACCAACAUUUACAAAGAAAAAGGACAUAAGCAGGUCAUGGGUUUGUUGGUUUAGAGAUUAUACUAAACAAAUGUUAUUAUUUAAAGAAAAGACCCCUUAACUUAUUGUCAUUGUCACUACACCUUUUACAAAAGCCCUUUAAGAUAUCCAUAAGUUACAUCUCAUGGCUCAUGGUAUCUGAAUGAACAUAAUCCAUUUACCAGCAGCGUCAGAAACACUCUCCAGUUAUCAGCAUUGAUCGUGGGUUUUCUUAUUGCAGUGUGGCGUGCUGGUCGCAAAAUACUGCAGGGAAAACUUGCAGACAUUGCACUUCUUUCAGAUCUGUGUUUAUUGAGUCAGCAGCUGAUACAGAGUUUUGGAUUCUUAUAGACAAGCAUCAAAUGUUGUUAAUACUUCCAGUCACGUUUUUAUGGUUGCACAUUAUUGAAAAGAUCCAUAUCACCACUGCUACACUUGUGCAUUUAAAUAAGGGUGUUUCUUUUUUGUAAAAACUGUAAUUGUAUUCUAUCUCAGGUCAGGUAUAUCAGUCAUAACCUACUGUGCUCAUUUCCUGUCAGUGGUGCUACACUAUGACAUUGUGUCUGUGUAAAAUUGAUAAACUCGAAUUUUACUGUUA